AUGGCCCCUAGAGCUCGAGGUCUAGCCGUCGCAAUCCUUGUCCUUCGUGUCGUCACCCUAGGCGUCCUCGCAGCAUCUCUUGUCGUCAUAGCGACAACAGCUAGAACUCACUAUGACCCAAUUGGUGAAGACGUUGGCCAGAUAUAUGACAUCAGCUUCCAAGAUCUUUACACGUAUAGGUAUGUCCUGUCCGUGGCUGCCAUUGGGUGCGCCUACACUCUGGUGUUAGUUUCUGUGGCCGCAAUUGCUGUGUUCGAAGGGAAGAGAAUUGGAGGCACCAGUGUUGCAAGGUUCUUCAUCUUCAUCGAUGUUGUACUUUGCGCGCUAUUAACCUCGGGAGGUGCUGCCGGACUAGGUCUUGUAGUUGACAAUCAACGAAUUAAUGGGAAGUCCUUCGACCCUGCUCAUAGAAAAUUCUACACCUCCUUCGACGCCUCUUGUGGUUUGCUCCUAGCGGCCGCUGUCUGCACUGUGGUCAUGAUCAUGAUUUCAGUUUCUUCAAAGUAG
This is a messenger RNA of Miscanthus lutarioriparius, 507 nucleotides long. NCBI's taxonomy places the organism in Eukaryota, Viridiplantae, Streptophyta, Magnoliopsida, Poales, Poaceae. The record is from the annotation of a GenBank genome assembly.